AUGUCUUUCAUUAAACGUCUCACGAUUCAUUACAAAGAAUUACAAAAAAAUCCAGCUCCCUUAUGUCAUGCCGAACCUGAAGAUUCAGAAAAAAGUAUGUUUCAUUGGACCGGAUGGAUAGAGGGACCAGAAGAUACUCCAUAUUCCGGAGGGAAAUUCCACUUAAUCAUCGAUUUUCCACCUGAGUUUCCUUUCAAACCUCCUACUGUACGAUUCACUACACAGAUUUUCCAUCCCAAUAUUAGUUUAACAGGAGAGAUUUGCUUGGAUAUUCUACAUUCACAAUGGUCGCCUGCUUUAACUAUACGAGGUCUCCUGAUCUCAUUAUGUUCGUUAUUAACCGAUCCUAAUCCAGAACAUGGUCUGAACAAAGAAGCUCUGCAACUCUAUCGAACAAAUCGACAGAUGUACAAUGAAAUAGCGAAUGAAUGGACAAAAAAAUACGCUACAGGGAAGAAAAGUUGA
This is a messenger RNA of Adineta ricciae, 465 nucleotides long. Lineage: Eukaryota; Metazoa; Rotifera; Eurotatoria; Adinetida; Adinetidae. The record is from the annotation of a GenBank genome assembly.